Exophiala viscosa is the source of this 1623-nucleotide messenger RNA. Its product is annotated as 50S ribosomal protein L36e. The transcript has 8 exons. Lineage: Eukaryota; Fungi; Ascomycota; Eurotiomycetes; Chaetothyriales; Herpotrichiellaceae. The coding region runs from base 175 to 1425 and encodes 416 amino acids. The record is from RefSeq and is a predicted model, not a curated record.
UGACUUUGUGGAGAGUCGCCUGGUGGAUACGGCAAACUUCGUCGACAAUGAGAAACUCUCCGGCAAGUAAGUUAUAUGAAAGAACCUCCUCCUGAGUUUGAGCCGGCCUGUCAUUGCUACAAACGUUCUUCUUGAUCGUCAGGUCACAAGCAAGUACACGUGGAGAAAGGAAAUAUGAGAAUCACCUUGCUGGUCCCGCUCCUUGUGAGCUUAUUUACAUUCGUUCAAUCACAGUCGUUGCCAUCAUGUGCUGCCAACUGCCUCGAAGAGUUCCUACCUCAGUCUGGCUGCAACGCAACUGAUGCUGCCUGCAUCUGCGCCGAUGUGUCUCUUAUGGGCAAUGUGCAGACCUGCACGUUGGCCAGCUGCACAAUCAAAGAGAGCCUGACUGCGAAAAAUGCCACAGCCACACUUUGCCAACAACCUGUUCGAGAUAACACAGCAAUAACUCCGGUCAUAACUGCAGUAUCGGGACUUCUAGCAAUCGUCUGCGUUUUAAUGCGGCUGGCGGACAAGUACCCACAUUGGGAAAGGCUGCAAUGGGCAGAUCUCUGCGUUGUUAUAUCGCUGCUUCUUGCUAUACCAAUGGCGGUCUUGGAAUUCUACAUGUCAAGCGCCGGGUUUGGCAAAGACAUUUGGACAAUAUCUUUUGACAACAUCACUCGCAUCGUGCAGUUCACAUGGUUGACUGAGAUCUUCUACAUGAUGACCAUCGGAUUCACGAAGAUGGCACUGCUUUUGCUUUACUGGCGAGUAUUCCCUACUCAGCCGUUCCGCAAAUUCGUCCUUGCCAGCGUCGUUGUGUGUGCGGCAUACAUCCCUACGUUCGCCCUUGGUAUAGCGUUGCACUGCCUACCGAUCUCAUACACAUGGACAAGCUGGAUUGGGGAGACGACUGGUCACUGCACCAACUUGAACGCUUUUGCAUGGGCGCACGCCAUCAUCAACAUCGUCUUUGACCUGUGGAUCAUUGUGCUUCCUAUACCACAGCUACUGCAGCUGGCGCUUGGGCGUAAAAAGAAGAUCCAAAUUACACUGAUGUUCAGUGUGGGCUUGUUUAUCACUAUUGUUAGCGUCGUCCGUCUGACAUCGCUUGUUCAAUUUGCCAACUCGACCAACGCCACGUAUGACAACGUCCCCACGGCUUACUGGAGUGUGCUCGAGGCCUUUGUCAGUAUCAUCUGCACCUGUCUCCCAGCAAUUCGAGCCUUGCUUCGAAGGGUUUUCCCAUCUUGCUUUGGUACCACGCGAGAUGCAAGCUCAGACUCGCGAACAUACCGCGUGACGAAGUCGCCCAUGAACAGCGGGAACAUGUCCAAGUCUGGUGGGCACUCCGUGACCGUGGAGGCGCGAAGUGAAGAUUCAGACGCCAUCGAGCUGGUACAGAAAUCUGAUCGUAAGGAUGCCGGUCACGAUGGUUGGUGAUGCCUCUUUAGGGAGGCCAAGAGCAUGCUUUUGGGUACCCCUCUCGCCCUGGCGCUCCAUUUGGGACCGCGCAUGCUGUUGAGUGUACAAUUAGAAAAGUUUUACAGUACAUAGGGUUUGGUGCAGGUUAAUAUCGUCGCCUGGGAUACAAAGGCAUUUGGGGGCAUGAUGAAUUCUGAAUCAGUCCUCAGCCACGUG